Messenger RNA from Salvia hispanica, 5615 nucleotides. Lineage: Eukaryota; Viridiplantae; Streptophyta; Magnoliopsida; Lamiales; Lamiaceae. The record is from RefSeq and is a predicted model, not a curated record.
CACUGCCUGCAUUUCAUUGUUGACUUGUUACAAAUCUAGUCUUCUUCACCUGUAUUCUCGAGAACAUCUGUGAAUUGAGAUGGCUGCAUAUGGCGCUCUAGUUUCUGUAAUGCAAAUUAUAGAUUCGCUUCAAAAUCAUCCAAAUCCUCCUAUUUCUAUCGACCCAGAACAGGUUGAAUCUCUCACCCAAGUAAUUAAGUUCUUCCAAGAUUUUCUUGAAGGCUAUCCAGUCCACCAUGACCACCCCGAAGAUCAAGAUAUUUGGGAGAGUCGGAUUGCAGAAUCAGCUUACUAUACUGGAGAUGUUAUUGAAUCUUAUAUCGUGGAUCAAAUUCACGCUCGAUCAAAAAAUGAUGUAGAAAACAUCAGCUCCAUUCAAUUCUAUCAAGAUCUGCAGAAGGCGAUAGAAAACAUGAAUUUGAUCAAGAUUGAGAUAAAAGAGAAAAUGGUAGUCCAAGAUCAACUGGACAUCAUAAAGUCUGUGACCACUGCUGUUGUAGACUCACCAAGAUCUACUUCCACGGCUACUAUGGUUGGUUUUGAUGAUGUUUUCCUUCAGAUGUUGGACAAGAUCAUUGGAGGAGAUCCCGAUCUCCAAAUUAUCCCGAUUGUUGGAAUGGGUGGGAUAGGCAAGACCACUCUUGCUCGAAGUAUCUACGUAAGUACAGAUGUCCAACAUCAUUUUGAUGCUUGUGCGUGGUGUACAAUUUCUCAAGAGUAUAAUGUAUGGAAAAUUCUAAGAAAAAUUCUCUAUCAAGUAGGCAAGAAGUAUAAUCGGAGUGAACUCAGUGAAGAUGAAUUAGGACUACAUGUGUGCAAAAAUUUGUUUGGGAUGAGGUAUUUAAUUGUCAUGGAUGAUUUGUGGAAUAUUGAGGCAUGGGAUGAAGUUAGGAGAUUCUUUCCCAACAAUAGAAGUGGGAGUAGAAUAGUAGUGACUACUAGGCUAUCUAACUUGGCAUAUGAAUUAAACCACUCAAAUGGUCUUAGCAUGAAAUUUUUGGACGAGUAUGCUAGUUGGAACUUAUUUUCCAAAAUUGUGUUUGGGCAACAAAGUUGUCCUCUUGAGUUGGAGGACAUUGGAAAGAGUAUUGUGAAAGGUUGUCAUGGACUUCCGUUGUCGGUUGUUGUGUUAGGAGGACUCUUAUCAAAGUCUGAACAAACAAAAAACAGUUGGGGACUUUAUGAAAAAAUUUUGAGUUCAAUUGUGACUUUGGAUAAUGAUAAGAGUUUAUUGCAACUAUUAUACCUAAGUUAUAAUAAUUUGCCAGUUCAUUUAAAACCAUGUUUUCUUUAUAUGGGUAUGUGUGAUGAAGAUGAAGUGAUUCGUAUCUCUAAAUCCAUCCCAUUAUUGGUUGCUGAGGGAUUUGUAAAGCCAAUUACUGGUAAAAGCUUGGAAGAGGUAGCAAAAGAGUAUCUUGAAGAACUUGUUGAUAGAAAUCUCCUUAUAGUUGAAGCACGCAACCACUAUGGGAAACUAAAAUCAUGCAAAAUGCAUGAUCUGUUGAGGGAUUUAUGUUUAAGAGAAGCUCAAAAAACCAAGUUUUUAUGUGUGUUGGGAGAGCCAAGAAUCCAACAAGGCAUAGAUUCACAUCUUCAUGUUGAAAGCAGGUCAUGGGAAAAUGAAUAUCCAACUCCACUUCUUCACUCCUUGGAAUCCGCAUCACUUGUCCGUUCUUUCUUUGGGAAACGGCCAAAGAGUUUAUCACAAAAAUUUAGCUUGUUGAGGGUAUCAGAUGACUUCUCUGAGGAAGAAGAUAGGCGUGAUUAUUAUGAGGAGAUUUUUCUUGGGUUAGUUAACUUGCGCUAUCUUGUUGUUAAUGUUAAUUGGAAUUUACCCGAAAUUCCAUCAUCGGUCUCUUUUCUUUGGAAUCUGCAAACAUUAAAUUUAUGCUCCAUCCGACGUGAUUAUGUCUUUGAGAUCUGGAAGAUGCCUCAACUUAGGCAUGUCAUAACCUAUGGACAUCAACCUAACGGGGCAUAUUGUCUCCCUGAUCCUCAAAGUGACAGAGAGGAUAUGAUGUUGGAAAAUCUACAGACACUUUUUGAAGUGAAGAAUCUCAAGUUUGGUGCAGAGAUGCUUAAAAGAAUCCCCAAUAUCAAGAAAUUGAAAUUAUACUAUGAAGACAUCUCAACGGAAGGAAAUUAUUACCAUCUCAACAAUAUUCGUUACCUCCACAAACUUGAAACUCUUCGCCUUCGUAGCCUUGAUCGUUUUGAUCGAAAUUUGGAGGUGAGCCUCCCGUCUUCCCUGAAGAAGUUGACAUUAGAACGUACCUAUCUUCCUUGGGAAGACAUGUAUAAAAUUAUAGGUUCAUUGCCCCAUCUUCAAGUUCUCAAGCUGAAAAAGAAUUCCUUUAUUGGGUCUGUGUGGAAAACGUUUGAAGGCCAAUUCUCAAAUCUCAAGUUCUUGCUGAUUGAAAAUUGUGAUCUAAAGUAUUGGGUGACAAACAACACCCACUUUCCAAACCUUGAGCACCUUGUUCUUCGCCAUAUAUGGUGGCUGCAGGAGAUUCCUUCAUGCAUUGGAGACAUACCAACACUUCAGACAAUGAAGUUGGUAAAUUGUAGUGAUUCUGUUGAGGGUUCAACUAAACAAUUAAAGAAGCUAGAGGAAUUCGGCAAUAAAGACCUUCAUCUGACCAUUUUGAAGAAGUCCGAUCUGUUGGAAGAAGAAUUUUCUAGUUCCAUGUACCGUGCAAUCACAACAGCGGUUGAGUCACAAAAGGAAAAUGUUGCUGAAAGUUGUGUAGAAAGUGAACCGAUAUCCACUUCAGAAGGACACGAAAUCAAGCAGCAAACUACAGAUGAAAUUGAAGAAGAGGGCAUUGUCUUGGGGCAUAGCAAAACAGAGAUGUCUAUGAGUAACUUUGGUUCAACGCACAUCGUUGCUACUCAUUCAAGUUCUGCGGAUGAUUCUUUACCGGCUAUUGAGUCGCGAAAGGAAAAUGUUGCUGAAAGUUGUGUAGAAAGUCUAGAAUCUGGCAUGCUGAAUUUGGCUGACCGAGACUUGCAUGAGCUAUCUUCGAAGCCAGACUACGCUGAUUCAAUGAUCUUAUUCCUACAGAGAAAUAAACGUUUAACUCUCAUUCAACCUUCAUUUUUCAACAACAUGCCAGAGUUGCAUUUUCUAGACUUAUCAGAUACCAAAAUCAGAAUCUUACCUAGUUCACUUUUCAAGCUUUCGAAGCUUAAAGUCUUGUUGUUGAGGAACUGCAUUUGUCUUGAAAAACUUCAGCCUGAAAUAGGAGAACUCAAGAAAAUGGAGGUACUGGAUCUGUCUGGCACUGAGCUCUACGACCUCCCCGUUGAAAUCAGUCAGCUUGAGCAUAUGAAGAGAAUGCACCUUUCCUUCUAUGGGCCGGAUGAUGAAAGUGAAUACGAGCGUUUGCCUUGUCACUUGGUUUCUCCCAGUUUUCUAUCAGAGAUGAAAGAAAUAGAAUCAUUAAGCAUUAGCGUGCAUCCUGAAGAUCACCGAUGGACAGAAGUUGCUGCCUGCAUAAUAAAGGAUAUCAACAAGUUGGAGAUGUUGAGUUCUCUUCACUUCUACUUUCCACAAAUAAAAAUGUUCGAAAAUUUCAUUAAAACGAGCCCUUCAUGGAAUAAUAAAAAGAAGUGUUUGAGCAAGUUUGAUUUUACUGUUGGCCAAGAUGUGAAACGAAUCGUAUCUCGGGUCCCGGAUGAAGUGGAAUCAAUGUUCAGUCAACAAGAGAGAUGCAUGAGGUAUGUUAAUGGCGAUAAGACAUCCCCGUUGAUGAAAAGUGUUAUCAUCCGUGCCACAGCAUUCUACUUGGAUCAUCACACUCGUGUCCAGAGCCUGUCUAACUUUGACAUUUCUAGUUUCCAGUCACUGAAAUUCUGCGUCGUGCGAGAAUGUCCAAAAAUGCAGGCUAUUUUGGAUGAGAAAAAUGCUAGAGGUGCAUUUCCAUGUCUAGAAUAUUUGGGAAUCUACUUUAUGUGGGAAUUGAGACAAAUUUGGAAGCCACCGUCGCAAGCAAGUAGAUGGAAUAGAAUCUUCAAGGCGCCUAUACUUGUCAAAAACUUUGAACCUCUAAAAUAUCUUAUGAUCAAGACAUGCCCAAAGCUACGAUUCAUAUUUUGGGAAUCAAUGCUUCAAUGUCUUGCCAACCUGGAGGAACUUGUUGUGGAGGAUUGUGAAGGCGUGGAGAAAAUAAUCAAAGAGGAAAGCAAGAAUGCGAAUUACCAAGACAAUGUCCUUCCGAGGUUAAGAAAACUCAACCUUCACUACCUACCGGAGCUGGUUAGCCUUGGCUGUGGUGUUAGCAUGUCAGAAGAAAAACUCAGUGUUUAUGGUUGUCCCAACUGGAAACGAGCAUGACGGCACAAUAACGUUACCAGUUUUGAAGAAGUACAAGCUGGACUUUCAAGGAUUUGGAUGAUCAUCUGCUUGGUUAAUGUAAGUGAAACUGCAUUAUUCUAAUUGAAUGAUUUUUCAUUUCAUUUAUCUGCAGAUUCUGCACGAGUAAAAGUCGUAGCUGUAUGUGCUGUUGUCGCUGUGUAUGAAGUUUAUAUCUAUUUGAUUUAGUUUGUGUAAUAAAAGUAGGACUUGGAAUUGGGAUUAGAGAAUGUGAAGGAAACAGAGGGAUUGUAGGAGAUUUAGUGUAGCUGGUCAUGAUAAAAUUUUAAUAAAAAAAUAUUGGCUGUGAAGACAUUUGUACACGUACAUUAUCAAGAUUUACUUAACAAAAGGUAUUUUUCUGCACCUACAGAAUCUAAAAAUGCUAGAAAAAAAUAUAAAACUUGAUUUUCUCUGGUAUCAAGAUAUGCCCGAAGCUACGAUUCAUAUAUUAGGAAUCAAUGCAUCUGUGUCUUGCCAACUUGGAGGAAGUUGUUAAGGAUUGUGAAGGCAUGGACGUGGAGAAAAUAAUUGAUGAGUAAAGCAUGAAGUAAAGUAUGAAGAAAAUGUCCUUCCCAUGUUAAGGAAACUCGUACUUUGCUACCUGCAGGAGCUGGACAUCCAAGGAAUUGAACAGUUUUCUGUUUGGUAAUGGUUUGUAUAAAUGUUAUGAAGUUCGAGAAUUUCUUGCCAUCAAAGUAGCAUUUUGGUUGCAAUUCCAGCUCUUAAGACUAGCUACUGGUCUUAGCUUACUUCUGUAGCCACUUUGUUGUUAUUUAUUGACAACUAAGACCAUAAGCUGUGAAUUAGCUUUGGCUGUGGUGUUUGAAGACAAUGUCCUUCCGAGUACAGUAUGAAGACAAUGUCCCACCGGAACUGGUUAGCUUUGGCUGUGGUGUUCGAAUAUCAGAAGGAAAAAUCAGUGUUGAAAUGAGCUUGAUGGCACGACAAAUCUACCAAUUUUCAAGAAAUACAAGCUGGAAUUUCAAGGAGUUGGAUGACCAUCUGUGUGGUCAAUGUGGUGAAACUGCAUCAUUCUAAUUGAAUGCUUUUUCCCAUUUAUUUGUAGAUUUUGCAUGAGUAAAAUUUUUGUAUGUCCUGUAAUUGAAUGCUUUUUCAUUCCAUUCCUGCAUGAUGUGUAUCAGAAUUUUUAUCCAUGUGAUGUAUCUGCAGAUAUGUAUGAGCGAAAGUUAUUAAAACUUUUGUCAUGCAUGGCGUAAUAUAACUGCAUAUAAAGUCAACGUUUUAUGUUACUAUUUCA